CUGAGAUCAAAGACGAAAGAGAGAAAGGCAUUCAUUCAGAAGGGCAGAGCAACCGGCCGGCCGUGGGAGAGGAUCGACUUCGAGUGUUGGUUAGCUUUCCGGCGAGAACGAGUGAGCAAAUACAAUGGCGCGCGGCCUUCUGGAGGUGCAUCUGGUCCACGCCAAGGGCCUCUCCGGCACCGAUUUCCUCGGGAAGAUCGACCCGUAUGUGGUGGUGCAGUACCGGUGCCAGGAGCGCAAGAGCAGCACCGCCCGAGAUGCUGGGAGGAACCCGAGCUGGAACGAGGUGUUGAGGUUCCAGAUCAACUCCUCCGCGGCCAACGUGCAGGAUAAGCUCUUCCUGCGGAUCAUGGACCACGACAACUUCUCCAGCGACGACUUCCUCGGCCAAGCAACGAUCAAUGUGACCGACCUGAUCAGCAUGGGCAUGGAGAGCGGCACGUCGCGGCUGAACCCGGCCAAGUACAGGGUGGUCACCGCCGACAACUCGUACCACGGCGAGAUCAAGAUCGGGAUCACCUUCACCGCCGCAAAGGUUGAUUCCCAUUGCCAGGUUGAAGAAGACGGAGCACAGGUUGGGGGCUGGGUACACAGCUUUCGUGAGCAGAAGGUCUGAGGGUCCUUCGGUCGUGCAUAAUUAGCCGUGCUGGAUGUGGGCGUGGCUGCUACGUCAACGGCAUCAUAUGCCUUUGAUUAACUGAUGUGAUUCCAAGUGUAUGUACGCUCCAUUUUGUAGCACUUUAGAUGUAUAGUCACAACAGCUUAACUUAGCCAAAUUCAUUUAUGAUUAAGAUUCUUUUGAAACACCAUACAUUCUACAUUGUUGGA
This is a messenger RNA of Aegilops tauschii subsp. strangulata, 828 nucleotides long. RefSeq names its product elicitor-responsive protein 1-like. The record is from RefSeq and is a predicted model, not a curated record. NCBI's taxonomy places the organism in Eukaryota, Viridiplantae, Streptophyta, Magnoliopsida, Poales, Poaceae.